Molecule: messenger RNA, 3912 nt
Organism: Malaclemys terrapin pileata
Lineage: Eukaryota; Metazoa; Chordata; Testudines; Emydidae
Product: perilipin-3-like
Exons: 8
Coding region: 1596-3032 (478 amino acids)
Biological process (GO): lipid storage; positive regulation of triglyceride storage
Cellular component (GO): cytosol; lipid droplet
Source: RefSeq, a predicted model, not a curated record
UCGCUGCUGGUGAGUGAAGGGGGAAUCCCUUCCUCCAAGCCCCCUCCCCCAAGCGACACGGCUGGAGCUGGUGUGAGGGAAGCAGAGUGGGCUGCUCCCGGCCUCCCACUAAUCCUCUGGGCCACUCUGGGACUGCAGGGUCCCCAAAAGUGCCCUCCCCCAGCUCCUGCCUCCCAGACCCUGGGGGGGGAGCCCCUGACCGCCCCCGAGACCCUCUGCUCCUUAUCCAACCCCUCAGCCCCGGACUGGCCCAGCACCCUUAACAAGCUGCUCAGAGCAGCGUGUCAGAGCUUUACCAUGUUGUAUGCGAACCCGCCUUAUAUCGGGUUGCGUUAUAUCGGGGUAGAGGUGUAUUGUUUCCUUGUACUCCCGCAUCUGUCCAUCUCCAUCAGUUGUCUCUUGUCUUUUACUUAGACUGUUAGCCCCUUGGGGCAGGGACUGUUUUUUGUUUUCUGCUUGUACAGCACGUAGCGCAGUGGGGUGUUGGUCCAUGACAGGGGUUCCCAGGCACUAUAAUAAUACAAAUAAUAAUAAAGGGUGGAGAAUGAAGAGAAGAGAAGUUGCUACAUGGAUGAAGAACAAACUAAAGAACCUCUAGCUCUUUUGUUCUGUCCAUGUCUCUCUUGCCCUUUGCUGUUCUACCCAAUUAUGCAAAUAACUAAUAAAAAAUAACAAGUUAUACCAGUGGUCCCCAAGGCGGUGCCCGCGAGCGCCGAGGUGUCCGUGAGCACCAUGGCGCCCACCGGGACAUUUAUGUGCUCCCACCUAGUGCCCAGCAGGGGAGAGAAGCUGCGUCCCUGCGCCUGCAGGGGACAGAGAACUUCGGGGCUGCAGGCUGCAGGCGCCGGUGUUCUUGGUCCCUGGCAGGCGUGGGCCGUGGCUUAAGCCAGAGAGAAGCCAGGGCCCUGCGCCUGCUGGGGACGGAGAACUCCAGGGCUGCAGGUGCCAGUGUUCUCUGUCCUCACGGCUUCUCUCCAGCUUCUCUCUUCUCUCUGGAUUCUUAUAUUAUGUAAUAUUAAAUAUUAUGUUUUUCGUAUUAUUUAAUGUACAAAUACAAAACAAGCCUUAAAAAAUUGUUGGCGCCCGCCACGCUCUUCUGAAAACAUGAAUGUGCUACUGGCCACAAAAAGGUUGGGGACCACUUAGUUAUACCAUGAGAUGGUUUCUGGUAGCAAGCUAUAUUUUAGGAUGAGUUAUGGGCAAAGAUUCUCCCAACCCUGCUGCUCAUUAGGCAGUAAGAUGAUGGGAAGGGAAAGUUACUCAGGACCCAGGUUUCUGAUUCUCAUUUAUACUACUUAUAAUAUUACCCUAUAGCAAAUAAGUUUAAAAAAUUCACAAUAAUACACUUGUAGCUUUUAAAUUACCCAAAGUGAAUCCAUGCAGAUUAGCUCUCUCACUGCCUGCUCUACAUCAAUAAGAAACACUUGCACAGAGUAGUGAGGCCUAGCUCCUUAAAGUUAUUUAGACUCCUAACUUUGAUUGAAAGCAAUGAGUAUUAAGUGCCUUAAGACCUCUGUAGAUCUGGACCAAACUGCUCACAGGAGAGUUCAUCUUGAACUACUAAGAAAUUAACCAAAGGGGUCAAUUGCAAUCAUAUGUGUACAAUUAUUCACUUUCCCAAGAACCCCUGUAUGUUGUCCCACAUACAUUCUAUCCUCAUUGGUCACAGCAGAGAGUACUUCUUUCUCACAGGUUUGCUGAACUGUCAGUCUUCAGCUCCUGACCACCUUCCUCCCCAAAGACAUCACCACAGGUACAUAAAAGCUGUAUCUGACUCCGCUAUGUCUUCUGAGAAGCAAAUAAAUGAUUCUUCCUUAGAGAACCAGGAGCAACAGAAUCUCUUGAGGCGGGUGGCCAGUCUGCCCUUGGUCAGCUCUGCCUAUGACAUGGCUGCAACUGCCUACACCUCCACCAAGGAGAGCCACCCCUAUCUAAAGUCCUUGUGUGAUGUGGCAGAGAAAGGCGUGAAGACCAUUAGUGAGGCUGCAGCCAGCAGGGCACAGCCAAUUCUGACUUCAUUUGAACCACAGAUUGCAACAGCAAAUGAAUAUGCUAUUAAGGGACUGGACACACUGGAAGAGAAGCUGCCAAGCCUUCAAAUUACAGCAGAUAAGGUUGCUUCAGACCCCAAGGAGCUGGUGCCAUCCAAACUGGAAGCUGCCAGCAGAUUCUCCAGCUUAGUAGAUGUGACCAGAGAAGCUGUGCAAGAGAGUAUGGAGUCCACCAAGUCAGUUAUGACCCACAGUGUGAACACAGUCAUGGGUUCAAGAAUGGGCCAGAUGGCUGCAAGUGGUGUGGAAGCAGUGCUGGAGAAAUCGGAGGAGCUGUUAGAUCAAUAUCUCCCCAUAACAGAUGAGGAACUAGCUGAACUUGCAACAUCUAUAAAGGCGGAUGGAGUGGCUCCUCUCCAGCCUCAAAGUUACUUUGUGCGCUUAGGCUCCCUGUCAAGCAAACUCCGCCACCGUGCCUACCAGCAUUCUCUAGCCAAGAUUAAAAAUACCAGGCAGAGUAUCCAAGAGACUCUCUCCCAGCUUCAUCAAACCAUUGAUCUGAUCGAAUACAUGAAGCAAGGAGUGGAUCAGAAGCUUCAAGAUGGCCAAGAGAAGCUCCACCAAAUGUGGCUGGACUGGAGCAAGAGGCAGACAGGAGGGGGUGAGGACCCAGACUUGGUACAACCUGAGCAACUGGAGUCUCAUGCUCUGACAAUGUUUCAGAGCAUUAUUCAGCAGCUGCAGGCAACCUGCCUGACCCUAAUGUCAAGCAUCCAAGGCUUCCCCUCCAACAUCCAGGAUAAGGUGCAGCAGGUUCGCCACAGCACAAAAGAGCUCCAGGCUUCAUUCUCCACGGUCCACUCCUUCCAAGACCUCUCUAGCAGAAUCCUGACCCAGAGCCGCAAACAGGUCACCAAAGCCCAGGGGUACAUGGAUGAGCUGCUAGAAUACAUAGUGCACAACACUCCUCUGUCCUGGCUAGUGGGACCCUUCAUGCUGUCUGGUAAAUUACCAGAUGAAGCCAUGGAACCAUCAGAAUGAAGGUGGGGAAGACUAAAUAGCUUCUGUAAUCAGCUCUGUCAAACUUACUGUAGCUCACUGGUAAAGGACCAAAUUUUUCUUACACUUUUAUAGUGAUUAACAAAUAAGGUCUGAAAGCUUAAACCUUUGUGCAGCCACCUCCUGACAUUAGAUUGAAUUGUUUUUUCUUGUAGGAAAUGAAGCUGCUUGCAGCUCCUGGUUCAAACAUUCUUCACCACAAUCCUGGAGAGGCACUUCCUCCCCUGGAUAGCAUGGGGUAGAACUCAAUCUCACAUCUUGCAUGGGCUGCAUGCUACCUGGGGCUGAGCUAAGAUAAAAACAAUGGUGGGUUGUUUGUGGGGGGUUUUUUUUUUUUUUUUUUUUUUUUGCUUUCUAAAUAGCAAUGAUGUCACCAGAAGUAUCUCUCUAAAGUGAGGGUGAAAUAUGAAUGUAAAACAAUACACGAACUGCAUACUAUACUCCAGGAGCUCAACCUACAUCUGGAACACUCCCCACAAUCUUAAAGUGUAGUGGCUAAGAACUAGGUUACUUCUGGUGAAAGCUGUUUUUGCUCUAGUGAAGUAGACUUCUCCAACUUAGAGAAGUUCUUGCUAGAACUCAAGACUUCCUUCUUAAAGCAGGGAGAAAUGGUAAUAAAUACACCUUCAGCUCUAGGUGUCUUAGGCGGAUUGCUGAACAAGUCAUUGACAUAAACCAUGGCCUUUCUAGUGCAUGAAAAUAUAUACUGUUACUCAGAUGACUAACCAUACCACACAGGCUAGUGUACUGGUGACUACCUUUACACUUGUUUUGGUAACUGACUCAUAUUCCCUUGUAACUUCUCCUCAAACUGCUGUAGUAGAGAACUUUUGUCUCUUGUAAAAUAAACAUAUAUAUUGCA